AUGGUCUUCCUACAACAGCCCAAUAUGAGUACCGCCUCGGUCUUCUAUGACAGCGACACCAACAGUGACGACCGCCCCUCGUCACCUCAAACUGGCUUUGGUGGCAAGAUUCAGGCCAGUUUCCAAACUGCUCGCCCUCCCCCUAAAUCUUCAUUACGACUGGCCCCCAAACUACUCCUCCAAAUCCAACAACUCGCCCCAAAUCACCGCCCACAGCCAGUUCUCGGAGUCUGGCAACCUCCAUUUCUCAAGUCGAAAUUAACCCGUGACUUUGUCCACCGGCCAAAAUUGCGCACCGGUGAUGUCUAUGCAACCCUCGACGAACCCUUCAUCAUCAACUCCCACCUCCGCAAACAGUCCACCAAAUCCGACACCCCAGAGCACACCCCCACGCGAGAUAUCACCGCGGCCAUGUGCCAAUCAACAGAUUCCGAGGCCCCUUCUUCGAUCUACUUCCGCGAUGCUCAGUGCAGCUGGUCUGCCCGCGCCAGCAUGGCAGGGCCAAACCACGAUAUCCCCAGUUACCGAUUUACCCUCCAAGACGAGAAGUCUGCCGAAUCAGAUUCACAAAUCGGUCGAAUUAUCCUGCAAUGGGAGAAGCGAGAGCUCCCCAAGGAUCAGAAUCAAAACCAAAACCAAAACCAAAGUCAAAUCCUGUCUCAAAAUACCGACCAAUUCGUCCUCAUGCUCAUCGAUCGCCAGGCGCGACGCAAGAGUCGCAUUGCCACAAUGACCCCUGGCGGGCUAGAGGUGUUUGUGCGCAAGAGCUCUAUCCUGGAAUCACUCCGAGUAUGCUUCAAUCUCACAAGUCCGUCCGCGACGGUCAUCAGUGGGCGUGAUCCGCAUGAGGUUUUGGAGUCGUGGCUGUAUACUCACGUGCUCACUUUGGGUGUAUGGGUUGCGUCUCAAGAGGGAUGGCUUGGUUAG
Penicillium manginii is the source of this 927-nucleotide messenger RNA. RefSeq lists its product as uncharacterized. The transcript has 2 exons. Bases 1 to 927 code for a protein of 308 amino acids. The record is from RefSeq and is a predicted model, not a curated record. Lineage: Eukaryota; Fungi; Ascomycota; Eurotiomycetes; Eurotiales; Aspergillaceae.